Molecule: messenger RNA, 943 nt
Organism: Vicugna pacos (alpaca)
Lineage: Eukaryota; Metazoa; Chordata; Mammalia; Artiodactyla; Camelidae
Gene: UCN3
Product: urocortin 3
Biological process (GO): cellular response to nutrient levels; adenylate cyclase-activating G protein-coupled receptor signaling pathway; hormone-mediated signaling pathway
Cellular component (GO): extracellular region
Molecular function (GO): hormone activity; corticotropin-releasing hormone receptor 2 binding
Source: RefSeq, a predicted model, not a curated record
GCCCCCAUCACAUGCUUUCCCGCGUCGCUCUUUUCUGCUGCAGGAAGAGAUGCUGAUAUCGGCCCACGUCCCGCUGCUGCUGCUGCUGCUGCUCCUAGGGGCCCCCCGGACGGGCCUCGCCGGGAGGUUCCACAAAGCCGGGUCUGUCUUCAGCUGCAUCAGCACAGCCCUGUCUGAGGCCAGGAAGAGCCCGCUGGAGGACGCCCUGCUGAGUAGGAGAAGCUUCCCCCACCUGCCCAGCCAAGACCCAUCCUCAGGAGAGGACGAGGAGGAGGAGGAGCAAGACAAGGAGAAAAGGGCCUUCCCUGGCUCCGGCGGGGGCGGCGCAGCUGGGAGCACCCGGUACAAGUACCUGUCCCCAGCGCAGCUCAGGGGGCGGCUGUACCAGGACAAGGCCCAGAGUGACCGGCGCACCAAGUUCACGCUGUCCCUCGAUGUCCCCACCAACAUCAUGAACAUCCUCUUCAACAUCGCCAAGGCCAAGAACUUGCAAGCCAAGGCGGCCGCCAACGCCCACCUGAUGGCUCAGAUCGGGCGGAAGAAGUAGAAGCCGAGGCUGGAGGGACAGCGGCCCAUCAGGGACCAGAACGGAGGUGGGGGUGGUUUGCACUUGGAGGGACCAGUCCUGUUUCACGGGCAGCUUCACACUCAACCCCUCUACCCUCUUCCUUCCUUCCCCAGCCCCACUCCCCGCUCCUCUGUGACACACACACAGCCGUGCAGGAUUUAUCCCAGCUCCACCGCCACAAGGCUACUGACGUCUCUCCCCAUAUUCUGUCUCCUUUCUCCUCCCCCACGACGAGAGGCAAAGGUCACGCUUCUCCCUGGUGACCCCCUCACCUGAGAAGAGGCAAGCAGGGCUCCCCUCCUCCCCGCACUCCAUCCCCAGCCAAGGCCGGAAGACGAGGAAACACACUGCUCACCAUCCGGCCACCAGACCCCU